AUGGCCAAAGAUUCAGUUAAUAAUGCUGAAGUUUUGGAGUGUUAUUUAGAAGAUGAAGAAGUUCAAGAAGUCUUAAAAGCUGGUACUGAUUUAAGAGAAUAUUCUCGACAAAUUGAAAGACAGUUAAAAGAUGUUGAAAAUAAAUCAAUUCAAAAUUAUAUUAAGGAAAGUCAAAAUAUUGUUAGUUUGCAUAAUCAAAUUAAUGCCUGUGACAAGAUUUUGGAGAGGAUGGAGUCUAUGCUGCUGAGUUUUCAAUCUGAUCUAGGCAGUAUCAGUAAUGAAAUUGUCUAUUUACAAAAAAAAUCUAUUAUUAUGAGCCAACAACUUCAUAACCGUCAAGCUGUUAGAGGACAACUUAGUCAAUUUAUUGAUGAUAUGGCUGUCCCCGAAGCACUCAUCAAAGGAAUACUCGAUAAGCCUGUUACUGAUAAAGAUUUUUUGAAUCAAUUGUCAGUAUUGAAUCAUAAGAUCAGUUUUGUUAAAGAGCAAGGUUUUAAAGAAGUGAAGUCAUGUCAGGAUGUUAAAGAUAUUUUGGAAAAGUUAAAAAUAAAAGCGGUAACCAAAAUAAGAGCUUACCUUCUCGAACAGAUAUCCAAGUUUAGGAAACCGAUGGCCAACUACCAAAUACCCCAAAGGGGUAUACUUAAGUACAAAUUUUUUUUCGAAUUCGCUUUAACUAAUGAAAGAGCUGUAGCACAAGAAAUUUGUGGAUCCUACGUUGAUACUAUGGGGAAAAUUUAUUACUCUUAUUUCAAGUAUUAUUCUUCUCUUUUAAGUAAAUUGAUGUAUGAAACUCAGGCUUCUAAAGAUGAUUUAAUGGGUAUUGAAGAAACCGGCCGAGGAGGUCUUUUCUCUAAAGCGUCGUUGAGACAAAAAAAUACUGUUUUUACCAUCGGUAACCGUGGAGAUGUUCUUACAUCUCUUUUAGAAGCACCCAUCAUAGUUCCUCAUGCCGAACAAAAAACUGAAAAGAGGUAUCCCUAUGAGGCGCUUUUUCGUUGUGAACAGUAUGCUUUAGUGGAUAAUGCCUGUCGAGAGUUUCAUUUCAUUUCGGAGUUCUUCAUCGUCAAAGGAAAUGCUGCUUUUGAUUUAUUCUCACAAAUAAUGGGAAAAACUCUUGCUCUCCUAAUUAAAAAUGUAGAAAAUUAUACUGGAACAUGUUACGAUACCAUUUCAUUGUUUUUAUGUGCACAAUUAGUUCUUCGUUACCGCCUUCUGUGCCAUAAACAUGCUGUGCCUGCCUUGGAUGCAUAUUGGGAUGAAUUGCUUGAGAUCUUGUGGCCGAGAUUUGAAUAUGUUUUUCGUUUGAAUAUUCACAGUAUAAAAGAAUGUGAUCCUACCAAGUUUAAUAAAGAAACAAAACCUCAUUAUAUCGCUAGAAGAUAUGCUGAAUUCUCUGGUGCAUUGGUAAGCUUAAGUGAAAGCUACCCGAAUGAGUUAGUCUCCCGUUUGUUGGCACAGCUGCUUGAAGAAGUUGAAUGCUUCAUAUUUCGAAUGGCAGCCAUAUUUUCAAAUAGGCAGCAGCAACUGGUUUUCCAUAUAAAUAAUUAUGAUAUGAUACUUUCGACAUUAUUGGAACGAACUCGUGAUAACUGUCGGGAAGCUGAGAGAAUGAAGCAACUUUUGGCUACUUAUAGCAGUGAAUAUGCUGAGGAGGUUCUGUCUCCGUCUUUUGGUGGUAUCAUACAGUUUGUCAAGGAAUAUGAAACUCUUGCUGAUAAACAAGAUGAAUUGAGGAAAUUAGAAAGUAAGGCUUUGGUUCUCGUCGAUUCUUUCUUAUCCAGUUGGAAGGCUGGUAUCGAAUCUGUGAAUAAAGAAAUAGUCGGUUGUUUUCCUAAUCUAGUCACUGGAUCAUCGCUUGUACAACUUGCUCUCGCUACACUUCUUCAAUAUUACGACAGAUUUACUAAAAUUUUAUCUCCUGCAGCCAAAGCUAAAGCAGUCAACAUCCACCAGAUAAAAGUUGAAAUUAAAAAAUAUAAAAAUAGUUUUUCAUGA
This is a messenger RNA of Nezara viridula (southern green stink bug), 1998 nucleotides long. The record is from the annotation of a GenBank genome assembly. NCBI's taxonomy places the organism in Eukaryota, Metazoa, Arthropoda, Insecta, Hemiptera, Pentatomidae.